Salpingoeca rosetta is the source of this 939-nucleotide messenger RNA. RefSeq lists its product as uncharacterized. The coding region runs from base 1 to 939 and encodes 312 amino acids. NCBI's taxonomy places the organism in Eukaryota, Choanoflagellata, Craspedida, Salpingoecidae. The transcript has 5 exons. The record is from RefSeq and is a predicted model, not a curated record.
AUGCACGCGACUCGGAGCAAGGUGUCCGAAUCCGCUGGCUCAGAGCAAACCGAAACACCUUGUCCGACAUCCAUUGAGGUCAACAACACCUCCCCCGGUGACAUCCGCUACUACCGUCUGGACCUUGGUGGGUUCACGGAGUCCGUCCUCAUCGUUGUUGAAACCAGCAAUGGCGCAACUGAUCUGUACGUGUCGACCAACCCCAACCCUGGUCCAGUCAACUAUGACUAUGCUGUGGAGCACGACGACGCAAUCAAGGCAGUGCUGGUGGACAACACUGGCAACGAGGACUACUACGUGAGCGUGCGCAGCCGCUACACCAUCUACGUCGGCACUGACGAGAACGUUGCAGGCACUCCCAUCUUCACGCUGCCGCCGCUCCGCAGCUUCGACGUUGUGCCGUCGUUCACGUUUGACCUGUUUGGGCCGGGUGAGGACAAGUUUGUGCUCCUCAACGACAGCGAGGUGGUGCUCAUGGCCCCGCUCGAGUUUGGCAAGCGUCACGUGAUCGCCAUUGAGGGAAUCGACGAAGCCAACAAUCUCGCUGGCGGCAUUGCCCUCAACAUCAUCUACAACGAGAUGCCGUGGACGGCCAGCGCCAAACAAUGGCUUCGAGUACCAGAUCAACUGCCUGAAGAAGCUCAACUGGAGAACAACUUGCUCGCCGAGCUCGCCCUCAACACCACCCUUGGCUCUGGUCUGCAUCAAGCCUGGCUUGGUGGCCACUUCCCGCCUGUGUUCGCCUGGACCGACGGCUCUGCCGCCACCGACUUUGGCUUCCCGUGGAGCGUCGAGGACAACGACCCACACGCGCACUGCCGCUUCAAUUGCCUUGCUCUCAAAUUCAAGGACAAGAAGACGACGCCCGCUAGCGAGUGGAAGGGCCUCCGCUGCGGCCGUAAGCGUGCGUACAUCUGCAAGCGCCCCACCGCUGCGUGA